AGGCAAAAGAAACAAAACAAGAAGAAAAAAAGUAAACCCUUUAAGUGAGUCUUCUCCGAGUAUACUCUCUCUCAAGGUUUCCCCCCUUUCCAGCGUUGUGAUUCCACUCUUUCGGUUUUCUCUCAGUUUCCCAGUAACCAAACAGGAAAACCACUCAAAUCUCUCAGUUAUCUCCGUCCUUAAAUCCACCAAAUGACUGACGCUUCCGAGGAAGCCAAGCAAAUCGAGAAGCUCUAUGAGUUCGGCGAACGCCUUAACGAGGCCAAGGAUAAGUCUCAGAAUGUGAAAGACUACGAAGGAAUCAUCGAUGCCACGAAAACAAGUUUAAAGGCGAAGCAGUUGGCUGCGCAGCUAAUUCCUCGCUUCUUCAAGUUCUUCCCCAAUCUGUCCAGCCGUGCUCUCAAUGCGCAUUUCGAUUUGAUUGAAGAAGAAGAUUUGGCGGUACGGGUGCAAGCAAUUCGGGGGCUUCCUUUAUUUUGCAAGGAUACAAAGGAAUAUAUUUCUAAAAUAGUUGACAUUUUAGGGCAACUCCUUACUGCUGAGGAGAUUGUGGAGCGAGAUGCUGUCCAUAAAGCCCUAAUGUCUGUAUUGAGGCAGGAUGUGAAAGAGUCCUUGACAGCCCUAUUCAAGCAUAUUUGGAGUGUUGAGGACCCAAGUCAAGAUGACACUAUUCGUGACAAGGUCUUGUGCUUUAUAAGAGAUAAGGUUUUUCCUCUUAAAGCUGAACUCUUGAGACCUCAGGAGGAAAUGGAAAGGCAUAUAACAGAUUUGAUUAAAAAGAGUUUAGGAGAUGUAACUGGAGCCGAAUUCAGAAUGUUUAUGGACUUCUUAAAAAGUUUGAGCAUAUUUGGGGAGAAAGCUCCUCCUGAGCGCUUGAAGGAACUUAUUGGAAUAAUUGAAGGGCAGGCUGAUUUAGAUGCACAAUUUGAUGUUUCAGAUGCAGAUCAUAUUGACAGGUUGAUAUCAUGCCUGUUCAUGGCUCUGCCGUUUUUUGUGAGGGGUGCAUCUGGCAGCAAGUUCCUCAACUACAUAAACAAGCACAUUAUACCUGUUUUUGAUAAGCUUCCAGAGGAACGAAAGCUAGAUUUGCUCAAAGCAUUAGCAGAAAUUUCACCUUACACAACACCACAGGAUUCACGCCAGAUUCUUCCUUCUGUUGUUCAGCUUUUGAAGAAGUACAUGCCUCGGAGGAAGACUGGAGAAGAAAUGAACUUUACCUAUGUUGAAUGCUUGUUGUUUGCAUUUCAUCAUUUAGCUCACAAGGCUCCCAAUGCCUUAAAUAGUUUAUGUGGUUACAAGAUUGUGACUGGUCAACCAUCAGAUAGGCUUGGGGAGGACUUCUCAGAGUUUUAUAAGGACUUUACUGAGAGAUUGAGUAAUGUUGAAGACCUAACUAGGGCCACCAUGAAGAAAUUAACUCAGGGAAUGGCUGAGCACAACAAAGCUAUGGCAGCUGCUAAGUCUGAUGAAGCAAAGGAUAGCAUUAAAACUCAAAAGCAGAAUACUACAACUGGGUUGCGUACCUGCAAUAACAUUCUAGCUAUGACAAAGCCCUUACAUUCAAAAACACCUUCAUUUAUUGGAGAUAAGAGUGUCAAUCUCUCUUGGAAAGAAGUUAUAAAACCUUCUGUGCCUUCCGGUUCAACUUCAACUGGGGUGAAGCGACCUGCUAAUGCUUCUAAUGGAUCCAAUAAUAUGUCAACAAAGAAGGGCCGUGGAGCAGGUGGCAUGCAAAACCAGCUAGUUAACAGAGCGUUGGAAGGUAUAUCUUACGGUGGGAGGGGUGGUGGUGGUAGAGGCAGGGGGAGGGGUUGGGGAGGACGUGGAAGAGGAAGAGGCUACCGGUAGUUUGAUGCAUGAAACAGAGUAAAAUGAGGAUCAAAAUUUGGAGAAUCUGUUUGCACCUGAAGAAUAUGAACAGAAGUCAUUGAUGUGUUAAACCAACUCUUUUCAGGACAAGUUUUGUUUGAUAGAGGAUGCUGAUGAGUUUCUAGAUUCAUUGUGGACUAACAACAGCCAUUGUAGUCCUCUGGAGAUUGCUUUAAUGUUGAUUGGAUAGGGUUAGGGAUUUGAGUUCCCAAUCCUAUUCAAGUUAGUGUAUUUGAGGAACCAUUGCACGCUUGUUAGAGUGUGUGGAGGGCUGUAUCUUAGUGACAGUUAAUUUCUCAAGGAUGAUUUUUCAGACCUGAUUAUGUAGAAUGUGACUUAAUUUCUUAAGUUAAUAGUGAACUUAAAUAA
Theobroma cacao (cacao) is the source of this 2238-nucleotide messenger RNA. Its product is annotated as apoptosis inhibitor 5-like protein API5. Gene Ontology annotation, biological process: regulation of programmed cell death. The record is from RefSeq and is a predicted model, not a curated record. Lineage: Eukaryota; Viridiplantae; Streptophyta; Magnoliopsida; Malvales; Malvaceae. Gene Ontology annotation, cellular component: nucleus. Gene Ontology annotation, molecular function: mRNA binding.